AGCGUGGCCUGAGCGUCUACGCCAAUGAGGGCGUGGGGGCGGAGCUCGCACAAGGGCAGGAAAUGGCGGCGACCACCGAGCCUCUGCCCGCCCGCCGUCUUCAUGCCGUCCCUGUUGCUCCUGCUGCCCCAGCGCCUAUGCCAGCUGUGUCCCCGCAGCCCUCCCACCCGGCUUCUCACAACCAAGGGGCAGCGGUCUCCCCCUACUAACUACUAUGAACUGCUGGGGGUGCAUCCCGGUGCCAGUGCCGAAGAGGUUAAACGUGCUUUCUUCACCAAGUCAAAAGAGCUGCACCCCGACCGAGACCCUGGAAACCCAGCCCUGCAUGGCCGCUUUGUGGAGCUGAGUGAGGCAUAUCGUGUGCUCAGCCGUGAUGAGAGUCGCCGCAACUAUGACCAUCAGCUGCAUUCAGCCAGUUCCCCAAGGUCUUCAGGGACUACAGCCCAGCCUAAGUACACCCAACAGACACACAGCUCCUGGGAAUCCCCCAAUGCACAAUACUGGGCCCAGUUUCACAAUGUGAGGCCACAGGGGCCUGAGUCAAGGCAGCAGCAGCAUAAGCACAACCUGCGGGUCCUGGGAUACUGCCUCCUGCUCAUGGUGGCAGGCAUGGGCCUGCACUAUGUCGCCUUCAGGAAGCUGGAGCAGGUGCACCGGAGUUUCAUGGAUGAAAAGGACCGGAUCAUCACAGCCAUCUACAAUGACACUCGGGCCAGGGCCAGGUGUGUCACUGCUCUGUCUUGCCUGGCUCCCUGCUCCACACCACCCCCAGGAUUCUUAUCCCCAUCUAUCUGGCUCCCUGCUCCGCACCAUCCCCCUGGAUCCCUCUCCCCAUCUAUCUUUUCUUCAGGGCUAACAGAGCCAGAAUUCAGCAGGAGCGCCAGCUGAGGCAGCAGCCUCGGACAGAACCCUCCCCACUUCCAGAAAGCUCCGGGAUCGUGCCCCAGGACACCAGCUCUUGAGAGGCUUGCCCAGGUCCCCCAGCAUUGGCCCUCUCUAUGCUGCCCGUGCGGGACUACACAUUUUUCUCAAUACAUGCAAUAAACUCAUGUUCAGACUCA
Psammomys obesus (fat sand rat) is the source of this 1061-nucleotide messenger RNA. It is a transcript of the gene Dnajc4, whose product is annotated as DnaJ heat shock protein family (Hsp40) member C4. Lineage: Eukaryota; Metazoa; Chordata; Mammalia; Rodentia; Muridae. The coding region runs from base 25 to 888 and encodes 287 amino acids. The transcript is spliced from 6 exons. The record is from RefSeq and is a predicted model, not a curated record.